AUGGAGCAGUGGCGGCAGUGCGGCCGCUGGCUCAUCGACUGCAAGGUCCUGCCGCCCGGCCACCGCGUCGUGUGGCCCUCGGCCGCGGCCUUCGACCUGGCGCAGGCGCUGCGCGACGGCGUCCUCCUGUGCCAGCUGCUGCACAACCUCGCCCCGGGCUCCGUCGACCUCAAGGACAUCAACUUCCGCCCGCAGAUGUCCCAGUUCCUGUGCUUGAAGAACAUCCGAACCUUCCUGAAGGUCUGCCACGACAAGUUCGGCUUGAGGAACAGUGAGCUCUUCGACCCCUUCGACCUUUUCGAUGUCCGGGACUUCGGGAAGGUCAUCUCUGCCGUGUCAAGACUGUCCCAGCACAACAUCGCACAGAACAAAGGGAUCAGGCCUUUUCCCUCGGAGGAGACGGCAGAGAACGACGAGGAUGUCUACCGCAGCCUGGAGGAGCUGGCAGACGAGCACGACCUGGGGGAGGACAUCUAUGACUGCGUCCCGUGCGAGGAUGAGGGUGACGACGUGUACGAGGACAUCAUCAAGGUGGAGAUGCAGCAGCCCAUGAAAAUGGGCAUGACGGAGGAUGACAAGAGGAGCUGCUGCCUGCUCGAGAUCCAGGAGACCGAGGCCAAGUACUACCGCACCCUGGAGGACAUCGAGAAGAACUACAUGGGCCCCCUGAGGUUGGUGCUGAGCCCAGCGGAAAUGGCGGCCAUCUUCAUCAACCUGGAGGAGCUCAUCAAGGUGCACCACAGCUUCCUGAGGGCCAUCGACGUGGCCAUGAUGGCGGGCGGCGGCACUCUGGCCAAGGUCUUCCUCGACUUCAAGGAAAGGCUCCUGAUCUACGGGGAGUACUGCAGCCGCAUGGAGCACGCCCAGACCACGCUGAACCAGCUCCUUGCCAGCCGGGAGGAUUUCAGACAGAAAGUCGAGGAAUGCACCCUGAAGGUCCAGGACGGCAAGUUCAAGCUGCAGGACCUGCUGGUGGUCCCCAUGCAGAGGGUGCUGAAGUACCACCUCCUCCUGAAGGAACUUCUGAGCCAUUCUGCUGACCGGCCCGAGAAGCAGCAGCUCAAAGAAGCACUGGAAGCCAUGCAGGACUUGGCGAUGUAUAUAAAUGAAGUUAAGCGGGACAAGGAGACCCUCAAGAAGAUCAGCGAGUUCCAGAGCUCCAUCGACAACCUGCAAGUAAAACUGGAGGAGUUUGGGAGGCCCAAGAUCGACGGGGAACUGAAAGUCCGGUCCAUAGUCAACCACACCAAGCAAGACAGGUACUUGUUCCUGUUUGACAAAGUGGUCAUCGUCUGCAAGAGGAGGGGCUACAGCUACGAGCUGAAGGAGAUCAUCGAGCUGCUGUUCCACAAGAUGACCGACGACCCCAUGAACAACAAGGACAUCAAGAAGUGGUCCUACGGCUUCUACCUCAUCCACCUGCAAGGGAAGCAGGGCUUCCAGCUCUUCUGCAAGACGGAGGACAUGAAGCGGAAGUGGAUGGAGCAGUUCGAGAUGGCCAUGUCGAACAUCAAGCCGGACAAAGCCAACGCCAACCACCACAGCUUCCAGAUGCACUCGUUCGACAAGACCGCCAGCUGCAAAGCCUGUCGGAUGUUCCUCAGGGGCACCUUCUACCAGGGUUACCUGUGCACCAAGUGUGGUGUCGGGGCACACAAGGAAUGUCUGGAAGUGACGCCUCCCUGCAAGAUCAGCUCUCCCGCAGACGUGGACGCCUCCGGAGCGGGACCAGGUCCCAAGAUGGUGGCCGUCCAGAAUUACCAUGGUAACCCCGCCCCCCCCGGGAAGCCGGUCCUGACCUUGCAGACGGGCGACGUGAUCGAGCUCCUGAGAGGCGACCCCGAGUCUCAGUGGUGGGAGGGUCGGCUGGUGCAGACCAGGAAGUCGGGCUACUUCCCCAGCGCGUCCGUGAAGCCCUGCCCGGCAGAUGGACGGCCGCCCAUCAGCCGGCCGCCAUCCCGGGAGAUCGACUACACGGCCUACCCGUGGUUCGCAGGCAGCAUGGAGCGGCAGCAGACGGACAACCUGCUCAAGUCCCACGCCAGCGGGACCUACCUGAUCCGGGAGCGGCCAGCCGAGGCCGAGCGCUUUGCCAUCAGCAUCAAGUUCAACGAUGAGGUGAAGCACAUCAAGGUGGUGGAGAAGGACAGCUGGAUCCACAUCACGGAGGCCAAGAAGUUUGAAAGCCUCUUGGAGUUGGUGGAGUACUACCAGUGCCACUCGCUCAAGGAGAGCUUCAAGCAGCUGGACACCACUCUCAAGUACCCCUACAAGUCCAGGGAGCGUGCAGCCUCCAGGGCCUCCAGCCGGUCCCCAGCUUCCUGUGCUUCCUACAACUUUUCUUUUCUCAGUCCUCAGGGCCUCAGCUUUGCUCCUCAGGGCUCCUCCGCUCCCUUCUGGUCAGCAGUGUUCACGCCCCGCGUCAUCGGCACGGCCGUGGCCAGGUACAACUUUGCCGCCCGGGACAUGCGGGAGCUCUCACUGCGGGAGGGGGACGUGGUGAGGAUCUACAGCCGCAUCGGCGGGGACCAGGGCUGGUGGAAGGGCGAGACGAACGGACGGAUCGGCUGGUUUCCUUCCACGUAUGUAGAAGAGGAGGGCGUCCAGUGACCGCGUGGACUGGCCCUGGCUCACUCCCGCCCUGGAGCCUGUGCUCCACACCUCAGAGGGACAUGCCCGCCAGCCUCAUCGCGGCAGCCGUGGGGGUGGAAGGGCGUUCAGAACCCUGCGGCUCGCCCCCGUAGCCCGUCCCGGGCCUGUCCUGGGCACGCUGCUUGUACAUAGAGGGACGCUCAGCCAGCCCGGCCGCCGGUCCAAGCCAGGCCCUGGGUGGGGCUGAGGCAGGAGCUCACUGCCCUUGGAGCCUCACCUGACGGCAGAUGCCGUCCCGGGGAGGGCUGGGAAGCAGCGGGGCCGCCCCUGCCUUUUCUGCUCAGCUCUGGACUCUCAGCUACCCGCUUCCUGCUGCUCCCGGGGGAGGCCGUCCGUGCCCUCCGCUGCCUGGCCGAGCUCGGCCAGCGCAGAGGGGAGCGUUGCCAGGUCCUGCCAGGCCCCUCGGCUCCCUCCAGCCCCCACAUGGGGCUGUGCAGCCACCCAGGGCAGGGCCGCUCCCUUGGGAGCCUUAGGAACCAUGAAGCUGCCGCCCUGCCCGUCGAUGGUACUGUCUUUGCCCUGUGUCCAGAGCGUGUCUGUCCUGCCUGCUGCAGUCAAUGCAUCGUGUCUACGCCCUGAUCCCAGUGGGUGGGAGGAAAACAGGGCUCCCCUCACUGGAUCCCUGCUGCUCACACCGUCUCCUGAGGAGGCCCCGGUGCUGCACCCAGGUGGCGCCCCGGGUCUCCUGUGUCCUGGGGGCCCCUGCGGGGUCUCCGAGACCACCUUUGCACAGAAGGUCGGUGCCAGGUCUCCGUCCGUGGCUCUUGCAGCCAGCUGGAAACAAGAGUUCUUGAGGGAGCCCUCCGCCCCCCGGGGGCCCUCCGGCCUUGCCUCUGCCUGCCGUGGCCAGUCCUGCCUCGGCCCGACGCGGCAUGAGAGCCGGUGGCGCCGUCUCCCUCCAAGCUCGUGCCAAAGCUACUGCUGACACGGGGGCUUCUUGCGCCCUCGCCCGGGCAGCCCUGUGCAGGAGGUGGCCGGGGGCCUCAGAGGUCCGCGUUUCGCUUCCAUGCUCGCUCGUGCUCCUGGCGUCCGGCCAGGGAGGACCUUGUUGGGGGCCCAGGAGGCUGGAGAAGUGAGGCUGGGCAGGGCCACGUUUGGGGGCGGUGGGCCACGGGGGAGUGCAGGGGUGUCUGGAGAGAGCCCGGAGCCCCGCUUGGAGGGAGACCCCGCCCUGCCGUCCGCCUGGUUUUGUUUCUGUUCUUGUUGGGGGUUUUGUCUUGGGUUUGGCGUGUUUGCUUUUUCGGGGGAGAAAAGCGCGUCGUCGCUUCACCCCAAGCUCCCGCUGCCUGUGCACAAGGAGGGCGAGGCUCGUGCCGGCCAAGCAGGGUGCGCAGCGGGGGCCUCGCGGGGCGAGCGCCGGCGCUACGGGGACAGGCAGGGACGCGGCCCGGGUUGUGAAUGUUAUGCUUUCCUUCUGUUUGUUUUGAAACUCCCAUUCGGUUGGGUUUGUUUGCACUGCACGAGCAGGAGGGAGGAGCUGGGUGGGGGUGGUUCGCAGGAGGCGGGGCGCCCACUGGGCGGGCUUCGGCCCCGGGCGAGAUUAGCUGUGAACACUUGGGAGCCGCCGCAUGCGAGUCGGGGGAUCCGAGGGUCCCGCCGCGGUGGCGACCCCAGUGGGACACAAACUGUACAUUUGCCAAUGGGUUUUUCAGACCAUGGUUUCUACUGCAAAUAAACCUGAGUUCUUUUCUGCAGGAGUCUCUGGCCCUUCCUGCCGGGGAGGCGCGGGCAGGAGGGGAGCGGAGUCCUGUCUGUGAAGCACAGUCCACCCCACCGGGAAGGCUGGCGGGCCGGGGGUGGUGGGC
Molecule: messenger RNA, 4457 nt
Organism: Talpa occidentalis (Iberian mole)
Lineage: Eukaryota; Metazoa; Chordata; Mammalia; Eulipotyphla; Talpidae
Gene: VAV2
Product: vav guanine nucleotide exchange factor 2
Exons: 28
Coding region: 1-2610 (869 amino acids)
Biological process (GO): cell migration; regulation of GTPase activity; intracellular signal transduction
Cellular component (GO): cytoplasm
Molecular function (GO): protein binding; guanyl-nucleotide exchange factor activity
Source: RefSeq, a predicted model, not a curated record